Messenger RNA from Cinclus cinclus, 2127 nucleotides. It is a transcript of the gene NDC80, whose product is annotated as NDC80 kinetochore complex component. Gene Ontology annotation, cellular component: Ndc80 complex. NCBI's taxonomy places the organism in Eukaryota, Metazoa, Chordata, Aves, Passeriformes, Cinclidae. The transcript is spliced from 17 exons. Gene Ontology annotation, biological process: attachment of mitotic spindle microtubules to kinetochore. The record is from RefSeq and is a predicted model, not a curated record. Bases 205 to 2127 code for a protein of 640 amino acids.
CGGGGCGGCAGCGGCACCAACACUAAUACCGACCUCAACACCCGCAACCAGCGGGACAAGUGUCCGUGCGGCGGCGGUCUACUUGUUUAUUCUGAGUCUUUGCAAAAUCGUUGUGACAUUUAGAAAAUACCCCAGUACCCUUGGAUCCUGCAUUUUCUUAUACUGCUGGGAUACUGAGGGACUGCAAUUUACAGUAGAGUCACAAUGAGGCGAAGCUCAAGUAUUGCUGGAAGCAGCAGUCGACAAUCUAUGAUGGCACUGAGAGUGCAGGAUAGCAACAAGAUGGGUCUUCAAACACCUCAGAUGAAGGACAGAACCACCUUUGGGAAGCUGAGUAUGAGCAAACCUACAUCUGGAGCUUCAGAAAGAAAAGUCAGCUGUUUUGGGAGCAGAGUGAGUGGGGCUGGAGGGUCACGCAGCAGCCAGUACGGUGUAUUCGGGACAGAAAAGAUAAAGGAUCCCAGGCCCCUUCAUGACAAGGCAUUCAUCCAACAAUGUAUCAAGAAGCUUUGUGAGUUCCUUGUUGAAAAUGCUUAUGUCCCCAAUGUUUCCAUGAAAUCGCUACAAUCUCCCUCAGUUAAGGACUUCUUAAAGAUCUUCACCUUUAUCUAUAAAUUCCUCUGCCCUUCUUAUGAAUUGCCUGACUCAAAAUUUGAAGAGGAAAUUCCCAAAGUUUUUAAAGAUCUUGGGUACCCCUUUGCUUUGUCAAAAAGCUCCAUGUACACCGUGGGUGCACCCCACACCUGGCCUCAGAUUGUGGCAGCUUUGGUUUGGUUAAUUGAUUGUGUCAAGCUGUACAAUGCGAUCAGGGAAAAUGCACCAUCACUCUAUGACAGACAGAGCUGGGGAGGAGAGACUGAUGAUGGAAUUGUACAUAGAAAGCUUUUCAUGGACUACUGUGUGAAGUGCUAUGAUCUUUUCAUGAAAGGGAGAGAUACCUUUGAAGAGGUGAAUGCUGAGGUGCAGUCAAAAUUAAAGGAUUUAUUUAAUAUAGAUCAAUUCCACAUGGAAAGUUUAGAAGCUGAAAACAAAAGACUUCAAGAAGAGAUUGCAAGAUUAGAAAAAGAAAAGGAAAGCGAGCCGGAUCGUAGAGUAACACUACGAAACGUGAAAUCAUCUCUUCAAGCAGAUGUCCAGAAAUACCAGGCUUAUUUGGCCAAUCUGGAAUCUCAUAUAGCCAUCCUCGAUCAAAAACAGGGAAGUCUUAAUGAUGAAGUUGAGACAGCAGAAACGGAGGUAGAAGCAAUGAAGCAGGAGAAUGCACGGCUCCGGCACAUCUUAGAUAACCAAAAGUACUCAUCUGCGGACAUUGAGAGAAUGAAACAUGAGAGAAAUGAACUGCAGCAAACCAUUAAUAAGCUCACUAAGGAACUGGAAGCAGAACAAAAUCAGCUGUGGAAUGAAGAGCUAAAGUAUGCUAGGAAUAAAGAGGCGAUUGAAAUGCAACUGGCAGAGUAUCAUAAACUGGCUCGAAAGCUGAAAUUAAUUCCAGUAAGUGCUGAGAAUUCCAAAGGCCACGACUUUGAGAUUCAGUUUAAUCCUGAGGCAGGACCAAAUUGCCUAGUCAAAUACAGAACUCAGAUCAAGGCCCCCCUCAUGGAGAUCAUCAAUGAGACUGAGGAGGAAAUUAGUAAAGCUACUCAACGGAAAAUGACUUUGGAAGAUACUUUGGAACAGGUGAAUAUAAUGCUAGAGGACAAGAAACGCAGUGUGAAAAUGCUGACAGAAGAAGCUGAAAAGAUGGAUGAUCUUUACCAACAGAAGCUUAAGGAGAUAGAAGAGGAAGAGCAAAAAUGUGCAAGUGAACUGGAAUCGUUGAAGAAGCAUAAACAGCUGCUUGAGAGUGGUGUCUAUGAAGGUCUCAGUGAAGCCACAAAUGAAUUGCAUGAUCUCCAACGACAAUAUCAAGUUGUUUUGCAAACAACAACAGAAGAGAAGAGAAAGAUUGGUGCUAACUUGAGUCGUCUUAUAGAAGCAGUUGCUACUCAUAUAGCAUCUAUAGUGAAAUACCUAGAUGAACAGAAUGUGAAAAUUUACAGAGACUAUGAAGAAUUCAUGUCUGAAGACCUAUUGUCAGACUUGACCAGCAUCCUAGAUAGUUACAAAAAGAAAGCUGAAAGUCUCUAA